CUGUUGAUGUUCUUCGCUCUUACCACACUCUCACCGAUUGGUUUUGCGCAACAGCAGUCAUCUGUUGUGGAAGUUCUUUCUCUGAAUCGAAGCAGUUUUCCCACAGGCUUCGUUUUUGGGACAGCAUCCUCGGCUUACCAGUACGAAGGUGCAGCAAACGAAGGUGGGAGAGGACCAAGCAUAUGGGAUGCAUACAUUCACAAAUAUCCAGACAAGAUAAGGGGUAAAAGUAAUGGAGAUGUUGCUGUUGACCAGUAUCAUCGCUACAAGGAAGAUAUUCAGAUAAUGAAGAAUAUGAAUCUGGAUGCAUACAGAUUUUCCAUCUCUUGGUCUAGAAUCUUACCAAAUGGAAAGCUGAGUGGAGGUGUAAACCCAGAAGGGAUCAGAUAUUACAAUAAUCUUAUCGAUAAUUUGCUAGCCAACGGUAUAGAACCAUACGUCACACUUUUUCACUGGGAUCUUCCCCAAUCUUUGGAAGAAGAAUACGGAGGUUUUUUAAGUCGUCGCGUUGUAGAUGAUUUUCGAGACUAUGCAGAAAUUUGUUUCAGAUACUUUGGAAACAGGGUGAAAUAUUGGAUUACUCUAAAUGAGCCAUGGUCUUACAGUAAUAUUGGCUAUGCAGUUGGGAACUUUCCACCGGGUCGAUGUUCUAAAUGGCUAGAUUCAAGUUGUUUUGGAGGUGACUCAGGAACAGAACCUUAUAUUGUUACACAUAAUCUACUACUUGCUCAUGCAGCUGCCGUACAUGUCUACAAGAAAAAUUUUCAGAACACUCAGAAAGGAGUCAUCGGCAUAACACUUAAUUCCAAUUGGUAUGAACCAUAUUCAAAUAGCCAAGCUGAUAAAGACGCUGCCAUACGAGCAGUUGACUUCAUGCUUGGAUGGUACAUGGAACCGUUGACAUCAGGAAGAUAUCCAAAGAGCAUGCGUUCUCUAGUUGGUAAACGGUUGCCAAAGUUUUCAAGACAUGAACGAAAACUUGUUGCUGGUUCAAUAGAUUUUCUUGGACUAAACUAUUACACCACUAACUAUGCUGCCAAUACAUCCAAAGCCAACAAACCUAGUUAUACUACAGAUGCUAAUGUCAACCAAAUAACUGUUCGCAAUGGAGUUGCCAUUGGUCCUCAGUUUGGUCCAAGUUGGUUAUAUGUCUACCCCAAAGGACUUAGAGAACUGCUGCUUCAUAUCAAUACAGUAUACAACAAUCCUUUGAUCUACAUCACAGAAAAUGGUAUGGGUGAUAUUUACACCGAUCCGACAUUAUCAGUUAAAGAAAUGCUUCAAGAUACUUACAGAAUUGAUUAUUUUUAUCGCCAUCUUUAUUAUCUACUCUCUGCAAUCAGGGAUGGCGUAAAAGUGAAAGGAUACUUUGCAUGGUCGUUGUUGGACAAUUUUGAAUGGAAAGACGGCUAUGUAGUGCGAUUUGGGCUAAACUUUGUGGACUACAAAAGUGGUUUAAAGCGACAUGCCAAACAAUCUGCAAAAUGGUUCAAAGCUUUUCUUCAAAGAGAUUAGAUUUCAGGGAAUUCUAUUAU
Vigna radiata var. radiata (mung bean) is the source of this 1535-nucleotide messenger RNA. RefSeq names its product beta-glucosidase 12. The coding region runs from base 7 to 1515 and encodes 502 amino acids. Gene Ontology annotation, biological process: carbohydrate metabolic process. The transcript has 13 exons. NCBI's taxonomy places the organism in Eukaryota, Viridiplantae, Streptophyta, Magnoliopsida, Fabales, Fabaceae. The record is from RefSeq and is a predicted model, not a curated record. Gene Ontology annotation, molecular function: beta-glucosidase activity.